AUGGCCUCGCUCAGCCUGGCUCAGAUGCUGGAUCUGGCCAUCGGGACGCCCGAGGUUGGGGCCCUCAACUUGCGGGCCCUGCACCGGCUGCUGCUGGUGAUGCUGGGACACCUGGGCAUGCGGGACCUGCCAGCUCAGGAGCCGGGGCACAGCCCGACUGCCGGCAGCGCCCAGGUCACCUCUACAGUCACCAGCGGGGGCCAGAGGAAGGAGAAGAUUGAAGAGAAGGGGAGCAGCAUCUCCAAGGACAACCCUGUGUCCCAGGAUCUCCUCCAGGACAUUGACAGGAUGAAGGCAGAGCAGGCCCGCAUGGCAGAGAAGGUGCAGGUGAUCGUGGAGGCACUUGGCUUGCAGGACAGUGGGACCCAGUGUGCCCCCACCGAGCCCACAGUGUUGGACAUGGACACCCAGUGUGGGGACACCCUGGGGACCACCACCCUGGCAGUGUCCCCUGGCACUCAGGCCACCACUCCAGGGAUGCAGCCAAGGACCCCCAGCACCCUGGCUGCUACCUUAGGAGUACAGCCAGUGUUCCCAGGCACCCAGGCAAACACCACAGAGACACAGCUAGGGUCACCCAGCACUGAGGCUGUCAUGCCAGUGACACAGCCAAAGUCCCCCAGCCUCAAGACCACCACUCUAGGAAUGCAGCCAGGGACCCCUGACACACAGAGCACCACCCCAGAGACACAGCCAGGGUACCCUGGCACCCAGACCCCCACUUCAGGAAUGCAGCCAGGAUCCCCCAGCAGCCAGGCCACCACCCCAGAGAUGCAGCCAGGAUCCCCCAGCACCCAGACCACCAUCCCAGAGAUGCAGUUAGGAUCCCCCAGCACCCAGGCCACCAUCCCAGAGAUGCAGCCAGGAUCCCCCAGCACCCAGGCCACCAUCCCAGAGAUGCAGCCAGGAUCCCCCAGCACCCAGGCCACCAUCCCAGAGAUGCAGCCAGGAUCCCCCAGCACCCAGGCCACCAUCCCAGAGAUGCAGCCAGGAUCCCCCAGCACCCAGGCCACCAUCCCAGAGAUGCAAUCUGGGACCUCCAGCACCCAGACCACAAUUCCAGGGGUGCAACCAAUACCUCCAAGGACUCAAAGAGACAGAGCAGGGGUUCAGCUAAGCCCCCCCCACACGAAGCCCAGCCUUCCUGGCACUGAGAAUAUCCCCACUGAGGCCACCCCUGAUGCUCUGGAGACACAGGUGAUUCUUGACCAGGUCAGACAGCUUGGCCACCUCUACACUGUCCUGAAGGAGGAGGUGGCCCAGUUGGAAGCCACCAAGGCAGAUCAGGCUGAGCUUGAAAAUCUGUGCCUGCUCUUCUCAGAGGGAGACCAGGAGAUCUCCAACAUCCUGACCUCCCUGCAGGGCCAAGUGUCCUCCCUGCAAAGCCUGGCCAGUGAUCUGCAGGGCCAGAAGGAGAAGAUCAAACAGCUGGAGGAGGUCAUUGGAAAGCUGGGAGCAGCUGGAUCUGAAUGGAGCGUGGAUGUCAGUGACCAGAUCACUCGGCAACUGGGGUCCAAGCUGCAGGAGCUCAAGCAGGAGCUGGGAGAGCAGCAGGACAUGACCAAGGCUGCUCUGGAGCAGGUGGUCACCAAGACAGCUGAGCAGCUCCAGCAGCAGCUGGACAAGCUGCCAGUGAUGGUGGAGAGCACAGGGCAGCAGCAGGCAGAGGGGCAGGCAGUGUGCCCAGUGUGCAGCACAGACACGGGCACACAGCUGGGGCAUCUCCAGAGCUACAAGAGGCUCCAGGAGCUGAUGGACUCCUUGAUGUCACAGCAGGCAGCGGGGAAGGUGUCAAGGCAGCUGCCAGGGAGGAGCCAGCAGGACGAGGAGCAGCUGAAGAACAUCCAGGUCAGCAUCGUGGAGCUGCAGAGGGAUGGCAAGGAGCUCAGCUCGGCCACCAGAAGCCUCAUGGAUGAGCUUCAGCAGCAGGAGAAACAUCUCAAGGCUCUGUCCCAGUGUGUGGAGAGGCUGCAGAAGGAGAAAGCAGACAAGGAGGACCUGGUGCUGGCAAUGGAUAAGAAAGCAGACAGAGCUGCCCUGGCUGGCACAGUCAGCCACAGCCUGUUGGAGGCCACGGUGGAGAGGCUGGAGGAGAGGAUCCGGGAGGUGCAGAGCCAGAGAACAGGCGUGGAGCAGGGCUGGCUCCAGUCCCAGCCACAGCUCAGGGAGCUGAUGGACUCCAAGCUGGACCGCCUGGAGCUGGUGCCUUUCCGGCAGCAGUUGCAGGAGCACGGGAAGAUCAUCCUGGAGCAGCUGAAGGAGAGGGCGCGGGUGCCAGAGGCCGCGGAGGCUGCCGCGAUGAAGAGGAAGCUGCUGGUCCGUUUCCACUGCCUGUCCUGUGACCGGCCCUGCAGCGUGACGGUGCCCGGCCCGCACGUUGUGGCCGUCCCGUCCCUGCCAUCACUGUCCCCCUGCCUGGCCGGGUGCCCUCAGAUCCACCUCAAGCAGGAGCCAACCCAGCAGCACAGGACGCUGAGGCUGAUGUGA
This is a messenger RNA of Apus apus (common swift), 2487 nucleotides long. RefSeq names its product glutamine rich 2 (gene QRICH2). NCBI's taxonomy places the organism in Eukaryota, Metazoa, Chordata, Aves, Apodiformes, Apodidae. The transcript has 14 exons. The coding region runs from base 1 to 2487 and encodes 828 amino acids. The record is from RefSeq and is a predicted model, not a curated record.